Messenger RNA from Porites lobata, 1993 nucleotides. The record is from the annotation of a GenBank genome assembly. NCBI's taxonomy places the organism in Eukaryota, Metazoa, Cnidaria, Anthozoa, Scleractinia, Poritidae.
AUGACAAGAGACGGAUACAAGAAGGUUCCUGAUGAAGACCACACAGAGAAAAUCAGCUGUCUAUCAUUCAUGUUCUUUCAUUGGAUGAACAAUGUGCUCAAGACAGGCAAUGAACGACCAAUAGAGCAAAGUGACUUUUUGCCUCUUUCGGAAGAAAACACGUCCUCUUUUCUAAUCGAACACCUUCAGAAAGAAUGGAACAAGGAAAAAGCCAAGUGCAAGGGAAAGAAAAAACGACCAAAACUUUGGAAAAGCGUCCUCAAAUUGCUUCCUCUCAAGGAAGUGUUGAUUCUAACCGUGAACUACGCUUUGUAUUCUCUGUCACGCCUCCUGCAGCCAUUGCUUCUAGGAUUUUUUAUGGUAUCUCUGAUGUCACCAGAAUUACACUCGGUGUAUCUUUUGUAUGGUUGUGCAUUAGGCAUGGGUAUCAAUGCUUUGAUUGGUUCGCUUGCCAUGCACCACUUUGACUACAGAGGUGAAGUGUGGGGACUUCGAUUUAGCAGCGCCCUCAAAGGAUUAAUUUACCUCAAGGUAAGGCUAUGACAGUCAUUCCCGCCCUUCCCAUCUUCUAAGGAAAAAAGCCCUGGGAACGAGGUUGGAUUUUUUUCCCUACAACGACCUCCACAAGAAUAAACCUUUCCUUUAAUUUGAAUACUUCAGCAGCGACCUUAGCCGCAAGAAACCAAACUUUAUUCAGUCCCCUUCUAAUGAUACGUAUAAACAGAACAUAAAAUCCUUUAUGUACGUAUAUAACUAUAGAUGUCUAAACUGAAAAUUUCUUAUUAUCCACUUCCCUAAGGACUCUUUAAAGUUAUUAAUCACAUUUGUUUAGGGGACUUUUUGCCAGACUACUUACGAUCAAUGAAGUAGUAAAUUAUGAAUACCCCCCAAAUAUGAAUCUGAAUUUGACAUCGACAACGGCACCCACCAGGGAUUCCGUCCCCGGAUAUAUGUUACUAAAACCGAGAACCGGGAGACUGGAACUAGCACGGGGAACAGGAAAAUGAAAAAAUGGAAACAAAGUAGAGAGCUGGAAAUGAAUUUAGUGAUAGGGCUGAAGUUCCAGUUAGGUUUUUUUCUCAUCCUUCAUUUUUGCCGUUUCGCGUGCUCGUUCUCCCCUCCCUGUUCCUUGUUUAUUCACAUCCCUCUGUCCCCUGCUAUUACAGAAGAGUGUGAAGGUUUUUAGCGCCUGGGGGAGAGCCCUAUCUUAUUUGGUCUUGGCAGGUACGUGCCGCUAAAGAGAGUUAGUGUUUUAAAGAGGGUGUCGUUUCUGGCCCCGAAGCUUUUAAAAGAGCGGGAAUUAGGUUGGCGAUGAGCGGUCUAUAUUUGUGGCACCGACAACAAAAAUCUAAUUCUAUGAUCGCAGUUUUUUAAACCUAAUUCUGUACGCGAAAUGAGCCAGUGUCAUUUUAUGAGCUCUCUUGUCUUAAACAGGGAAGGAAAGACGAUUUUUGUGCUAAAAGGGUCAUUGUUUGAAGUCCUCGGCGACACUGGUACCCAAAACUCCCUUGAGCGCCGCCCCAGGCUUUUACAUUCCACAAAAUCUUUUAUGAGCAAAGGUGGUGAGGAACCUAUCGUUUAUGGUUUAACCGAGAAGACUGGUAACUCGAACCGUUUGCAGAUAACAAAGGCAGCACUUUCUCCUCAGGCAUUUUAAAGCCCCUGAGCGUUGAUCCGGCUGAGUUGUGAACAUGCGACCUCCCUGUUCAGCGGACUUCUAUUUUUUUUCAUUGGAAUUUUAAGACAAAUUUUUCACGCGCAGGGCUCCUGUCACGCGUCAGUGUUUAAUUGCUAAUCUUUUCAAUCUUUAUAACAAUCAGCUAACGUCUGGUAGUUUAUUUCUUUUCAGACACUCGUUCUCACGAAGAGUGCCUUGCUAAAGUUUUCAACUGGGCACGUGAUCGAUCUCCUAUCAAACGAUGUGCAACGAUUAGAAGAGGAGGCUUUCAAGUUAUUAUUCUCAAUAGUUUUACAUUAUUCGAGGUCGCCGUAG